Pectinophora gossypiella (pink bollworm) is the source of this 1273-nucleotide messenger RNA. RefSeq names its product tRNA (cytosine(38)-C(5))-methyltransferase (gene Mt2). Gene Ontology annotation, molecular function: methyltransferase activity. The record is from RefSeq and is a predicted model, not a curated record. The transcript has 3 exons. NCBI's taxonomy places the organism in Eukaryota, Metazoa, Arthropoda, Insecta, Lepidoptera, Gelechiidae. The coding region runs from base 271 to 1272 and encodes 333 amino acids.
UAUUAGUUGCUUAUUAAGUUGAUCUGUAUAUUUUUCAUAUUUUUUAAGUUCUUUGCUUUAUAGUAGUCUAGAUUUUAUCAUUAAUUUUCUCACAUUUGUUAAUUACAUACCACUUUUUGCCAAUGGUCUAGUAAUCAGAGCCGCAAUAAAUAAAAAAAAAAGUUUUGUUUGAUGAUGGUUUGACAAAGACCUGGUUUGAUGAUGUUUAUAACCUCAAAGACAUUUGUGUUGUGAGUUCUUGCCUCAAAACUGUUUAAGGAUCACAAAACUAUGUAUUGUAAAAUAUUAGAGCUGUAUAGCGGCAUUGGAGGCAUGCACUGUGCGUGGAACGAAUCUGGACUCCAAGGUGAAAUAACUGUAGCAGUAGAUAUCAACACAGUUGCUAAUGAAGUCUACAAACACAAUUUUCCUGACACAAAUUUAUUAAACAGAAAUAUCCAAUCACUCACUCCAGAGGAACUAAAGAAAUCUAACGUAGACACGAUACUUAUGUCUCCUCCAUGCCAGCCCUUUACCAGAAACGGAAAAUUUUUGGACGAAAACGAUCCAAGAACUAAUUCAUUUGUGUAUUUAAUUGGAAUAUUGGAUAAGCUUGACAAUAUUAAAUACAUUCUUAUGGAAAAUGUAAAAGGUUUUGAAUGUUCUGCAGUUAGAAAUCUGUUUAUAGAUAAACUAAAAGAGUGUGGAUUUGAAUAUCAGGAAUUUCUGUUGUGUCCCUCUACAGUAGGAGUACUAAAUUCAAGGUUAAGAUACUACUGUAUAGCUAGGCGAACUGAGAAAAUAUGGAAUUUCAGAAGAAAAGAUGGAAUUAUUGAACAGCUGCCAAAGGAUUAUGGUACACCAGAUUCCAUUGAAAGUAUUAUUGAAUUAAAUAUUACUGAUAAAUUUCUAAUACCAGACAAAUUGUUGAAACGGGCGAAUAUCUUUGAUAUCUGCUACAAAGACUCUAGGAGAUCAUGCUGCAUCACAAAAGCUUAUGCACAUUAUGUUGAAGGCACUGGAUCAGUAUUCACUGAUGCUAGCCCAGAGACACUUAAACUAACUUAUGAAAAAGCAAACACUUUUGAAGUAGGCAGUGACAAAUUUGUUAACUGUGUAAGAGAUUUAAAAUUACGGUUCUUUACACCAAAGGAAGUCUUAUCCUUAAUGUGUUUUCCUAAACAUUACAACUUCCCUGAAAAUACUUCCCUAAGACAAUGUUACCGGUUACUAGGUAAUAGUGUAAAUGUGAAAGUCAUAACGGAAUUAUUAAAAAUAUUGUUUGAUGAAUAAA